AUGAUUGACAGAUAUUGGAUGCAAGUGGAAUUAUCACAUCCACCAUCGGUAUCGACAGUUACAAAACCUGUGAACGAUGUUAUCGAUACAGGAACAACAAUCAACGAAACACCAUCAUCGUUAGAUAACAUUGUGCAACAAGAAGCUGUUGUUAUUCCAUUGAAUAAUAGACGUCGACCUGAUCGAUUUAACACAUCUGACUUUGAUGAUACCCAAAACGAGUCGAAUAUUAACCAUGAACUGUGCUAUUUGGCUGAUGGGUUAGAAAGAGAAGGAAUUAAACUUGACAAACAAAUAGAAGCUGAAGUUUUGAUUAAUCAAUUAUAUAAAUCGGUAGGAGUGCCGUCUGACGCAGUAGGCAAAGAAUGUUUACACCUUUAUUCGAUGGAAACAUUCCUCUCUUCGGAACGCAAUCGGUUUUUAUGUGAAGAAGAUCGUACAAAAAUUGAAACAUAUGGACCAUUUGUUCGUCUUUUAUGUUUUUAUUUUAAUCAACCGUCGUCAAUUGAAGUUCCUAGUAUUGAAGUUUAUUGUAGGAUGGAUUUAUCAUCGUCGAUGAUCGACGCCGGCAAAGAAGGAGCGAAACGUGAAACAUCAUUUCGAUGGGCUGGUUUUAGUUCAACAAGUUGA
This is a messenger RNA of Didymodactylos carnosus, 630 nucleotides long. Lineage: Eukaryota; Metazoa; Rotifera; Eurotatoria; Philodinida; Philodinidae. The record is from the annotation of a GenBank genome assembly.